AUGAAAGGCAAUGGAAAACUUUCUGGUCUUACGGAUCAAACAGGAGUUACUUAUAUCAGAGAUGCUGAUAAAGCUAAUGCCCUAGCCUUGCAUUUUCCCAGUAAUAAUACUCCAGAAAUUGUUGGCAUUGGUCCUAUCCAACAGCAGUGCCGUGCCAUAUUUUUCCAUCCUUCAGAUAUCUACAAAUAUCUCAAGUCUCUCAAACCGUCGGUCAGUGAAACAUAUGACGGAAUCCCGCCAAUUGUAUAUAAGGAGUGUGCUGCUACUUUAUGUUGUCCUCUAGCCCAUAUCUUUAACAUCUCUAUGCUAUUAGGUGAAGUUCCGGAGGUGUGGAAAAGCGCCAUAGUUACAGCAAUUCCUAAGUCCCCAGGUACUAAUCUGCUGAGCAACUAUCGUCCUAUUAGCUUAUUACCAACGCCAGUCAAAAUUAUGGAAAAGAUUAUCAGGGAUAAACUGUUGUCUUGGCUAAAGAAGUUUCAUCUGAUUCCCGCUCAACAACAUGGGUUUGUCGGUGGAGCUUCGACAUCUACUAAUCUAACUGAUAGUAUUUUUGACUGGUCCUUAGCUUGCAAUCAAGGUAAAUCGAUUGAUAUAAUAUACGUUGACCUGUCUAAAGCCUUCGAUAAAGUAUGCCACUCUAAAUUAAUUGCUAAGCUUAAGUACUUCGGAAUAACGAGCCAUAUUAUAGAUUGGAUGAUCUCGUAUCUUAAUAUGAGAAGUAUGACAGUCAAAGUCGGCCACAAAUACUCAGCCAAGUUCCCUUGCAGAAGUGGAGUUCCACAAGGAGGAGUUCUCUCCCCUCUCUUGUUUCUCAUCUACACUAUCGACUUACCUAAUGUUAUCAGAACCUCUUCUCACGUCAGUGUCCAAAUGUACGCUGAUGACAUUAAGAUUUACGGCAUAUACGAUGACGAGAACUACCUCGAAGUACGCAAUGCACUUCAGAUAUCACUAGCUAAAAUGUCCGACUGGGCCUCCAAAUGGGAUCUGCGCAUUAACCACGACAAGUCUCUGGUUAUGCAUAUAGGUAAAGGGAAUGUGGCUGAGUAUAGUAUGAAUGGAGUAGCUCUUAAAAUUUGUAAAUCUGUAAGAGACUUAGGGAUUUUUGUGGAUUAUAACCUCAACUUCACAGAACAUAUUGAUCAUAUUGUAAGGAAAGCAUACUCGGCCCUUUUUCGACUAUUCCGCAUUGUUCACACCUCUAAUCCAACUAUUCUCACUCGUCUAUACAAAUCGUUCGUCUUACCUCAUCUUGAAUAUGGCUCUCAAAUUUGGAGCCCUUCAAAGAAAAAAUAUAUAGCAAAGCUCGAAAAGGUGCAAGAGACUUUUACGCGUAUGCUAUGCAGAAGAAUGUCAACAGACUUAGCGGUGAAUAGCUACAAGGAUCGUCUCAAAAAAUUAGGUAUGAGCAGUUUAAGGAACAGACGUAUACACGCCGAUCUAAUCUUGUGUUUUCGGAUCCUCAGAAAUGAAACCAAAUUAACGCCAAGCAAGUAUUGGUGCUUCAGACCUACUAGUGAAAGAACUGGUGGUUUCAAUUUACAUUACCCUAAAAUACAGCAUAGAAAAUUUGACCUGAUGUUCAAUAACUUCUUCUAUAGAACAGCUAGAUGGUUGGAGCUCUUACCGCGGGAUAUUGUUAAAGCCGAACAUGGUGGGAUAUUCAAGGCGAAUUUGAAGAAAAUUGAAACAAGCCGGUGUCUGAAUAUUGAUGUCUAA
Molecule: messenger RNA, 1719 nt
Organism: Necator americanus (New World hookworm)
Lineage: Eukaryota; Metazoa; Nematoda; Chromadorea; Rhabditida; Ancylostomatidae
Exons: 1
Coding region: 1-1719 (572 amino acids)
Source: RefSeq, a predicted model, not a curated record